CGGAUGAUGAAGAAGAGGAGGAGGAGGAAGAGACCAAAACUGAAGACAUUUUGGCAGAUAAUGAUGAAGAGGAGGAGGAGGAGACUAAAACUGAAGACAUUUUGGCAGAUGAUGAUGAAAAUGUGGAGGAGGAGGCCAAAACUGAAGAUAUCUUGACAGAUUAUGAUGAUGAAGAGGAGGAGGAGACCAAAACUGAAGACAUUUUGGCAUAUGAUGAUGAAGAGGAGGAUGAGGAGACCAAAACUGAAGACAUUUUGGCAGAUGAGGAUGAAGAUGUGGAGGAGGAGGAGGAGACCAAAACUGAAGACAUUUUGGCAGAUGAGGAGGAGGAAGAGGAGGAGGAGGGGGAGACCAAAACUGAAGAUAUUUUGGCAAAUGAGGAGGAGGACACUAAAACUGAUGACAUUUUGGUAGAAGUGAAGGAAGAAGAUGAGAACGAGGACAAAGAAACAAAAACCAAACACAUGGCGGAGGAGGAGGAAGAAAAACCAGAAGAAAUUGACAUUGAAAGAACCGAUGAAGAAGAUCAAGUUGUAGAAAUGGAAGAUGAUGAGGAUGAAGCAGAGGAGGAAGGAGAAAAGCAGUAUGAAGAAAAAGAGCCAUCAGUCCAACAACUUGAUCUUCAAAUUGUCCUCUCUGAAAAGCUCAGUAAUGACAGUUCUGUACCUGAAUCAGAUGAUGAUGAUGAUGAUUAUGAGGAGGAGGAGGAGAAAGGAGAGCUAACUUUACCGCCUGUUUACGAUGAAGAUGAAUACUCUGACAUCAUUGAUGAUCAGGAUGAAAAUAACAACAACAGCCAGAACAUAAAGACAGAACCUAAGCAAAAGAGGAAGGUCCACACCCCAAUCAAGAGUCUCAGAAGAAGGCACAAAGAAGAACAUCUCCGCAAAUAUGAGAAAGUUCUGAAAGAAGCCAAGGAAAGACACACAAUAAAAGAAGUUAAAGAAACCCUUAUUAAAGAUCUAAGAGCUGCAGGGCCCAAAGAGGAAGUGGAAAAAGAGGAGGAAGUCAAACUCAAAGAAACUGUAGUUAUCAAACCAAAAGAAGAGGAGCCUAAGAAGGAUGCUAAACAUGACGAAAAAACACUUAAACAUAAAGAAAAGAAGCUAAAAGAAGAGAAGACAGUGAAACCCCUUCAAGAACAGGAAACGCCAUCUAAGAACGAGACGAAAGCCAAGAAAACCUUCAAAGAGAAAGUCCAGAAACUACAUAAAGAUGACAAAGAAGUUAAGAAACCUCUUAAAGUAGAGAAAGUCAAGAAACCAAAAGAAGACAAACUGAAGGCACUACCAAAAGACAAAAAAGUAGUCAAGAAACCAAAGGAUGAAAAAGAAGUCAAGACACCUUCAAAAGAAGAAAAAUUAGUGCAGACACCAAAAGACAAAAAAGAAGUCAAGAAACCUAAAGAAGACAAAGAGGUCAAGAAACCUAAGGUUGAAAAAGAAGUCAAGAAACCUAAAAAAGACAAAGAAGUCAAGAGACCUAAGGAAGAAAAAGACGUCAAGAAACCUAAAGACGUAAAAGAAGUCAAGACACUAAAAGAAGAAAAAGAAGUCAAGAAACCUAAAGACAAAAAAGAUGUCAAGAAACCUAAGAAAGAAAAAUUAGUGAAGACACCAAAAGACGACAAAGAAGUCAAGAAACCUAAAGACAAAAAAGAAGUCAAGAAACCCAAAGACGAAAAAGAGGUCAAGAAACCUAAAGAAGACAAAGAGGUCAAGAAACCUAAGGUAGAAAAAGAAGUCAAGGAACCAAAAGACGAAAAAGAAGUCAAGGAACCAAAAGAUGAAAAAGAAGUGAAGACACCUUCAAAAGAUGAAAAAGAAGUCAAGAAACCUAAGGAAGACGAAGAAGUCAAGAAACCCAAGGAAGAAAAAUUAGUGAAGACACCAAAAGACAAAAAAGAAAUCAAGAAACCUAAGGCAGAAAAAGAAGUCAAGAAACCAAAAGACGAAAAAGAAGUGAAGACACCUCCAAAAGAUGAAAAAGAAGUCAAGAAACCUAAGGUUGAAAAAGAAGUGAAGACACCUCCAAAGGAAGAAAAAGAAGUCAAGAAACCUAAGGAAGAAAAAUUAGUGAAGACACCAAAAGACAAAAAAGAAGUCAAGAAACCUAAAGAAGACAAAGAGGUCAAAAAACCUAAGGUUGAAAAAGAAGUCAAGAAACCUAAGGAAGAAAAAGAAGUCAAGAAACCUAAAGAAGAAAAAUUAAAACAUAAAGAAGACAAAGAGGUCAAGAAACCUAAGGUUGAAAAAGAAGUCAAGAAACCUAAGGAAGAAAAAGAAGUGAAGACACCACCAAAAGAUGAAAAAGAAAUCAAAAAACCCAAAGAUGAAAAAGAAGUCAAGAAACCUAUAGAUGACAAAGAAGUCAAGAUACCAAAAGAUGAAAAAGAAGUAAAAAAACCUAAAGAAGACAAAGAGGUCAAGAAACCUAAGGAAGAAAAAGAAGUCAAGAAACCUAUAGAUGACAAAGAAGUCAAGAUACCAAAAGACGAAAAAGAAGUCAAAAAACCUAAAGAAGACACAGAGGUCAAGAAACCUAAGGUAGAAAAAGACAUCAAGAAACCUAUAGAUGACAAAGAGGUCAAGACACCAAAAGACAAAAAAGAAGUCAAAAAACCUAAAGAAGACAAAGAGGUCAAGAAACCUAAAGUAUUAAAAGAGGUCAAGAAACCGAAAGAAGAAAAAGUAGUCAAGAAACCAAAAGAUGAAAAAGAAGUCAAGAAACCUAUAGACGAAAAAGAAGUCAAGAAACCUAAAGAAGAAAAAGAGGUCAAGAAACCUAAGGAAGAAAAAGAAAUCAAGAAACCUCAGGUAGAAAAAGAUGUCAAGAAACCAAAAGACGAAAAAGAAGUCAAGAAACCAAAAGACAAAAAAGAAGUCAAGACACCAAAAGACGAAAAAGAAGUCAAGAAGCCUAAAGACGAAAAAGUACAGAAACCUAUAGACGACAAAGUAGUCAAGAAACCUAAAGAAGACAAAGACGUCAAGAAGCCUAAAGACGACAAAGAAGUCAAGAAACCUAAAGAAGACAAAGAUGUCAAGAAACCUAAGGUAGAAAAAGAAGACAAGAAACCUAAAGACGAAAAAGAAGUCAAGACACCAAAAGACGAAAAAGAAGUCAAGAAACCAAAAGAAGACAAAGAAGUCAAGAAACCUAAAGACGAAAAAGAAGUCAAGACACCAAAAGACGAAAAAGAAGUCAAGAAACCUAAAGAAGACAAAGAAGUCAAGAAACCUAAAGAAGACAUAGAUGUCAAGAAACCUAAGGUAGAAAAAGAAGUCAAGAAACCUAAAGACGAAAAAGAAGUCAAGACACCAAAAGACGAAAAAGAAGUCAAGAAACCAAAAGAAGACAAAGAAGUCAAGAAACCUAAAGACGAAAAAGAAGUCAAGACACCAAAAGACGAAAAAGAAGUCAAGAAACCUUUAGAAGAAAAAGAAGUCAAGAAACCUAAAGAAGACAAAGAAGUCAAGAAACCUAAAGAAGACAUAGAUGUCAAGAAACCUAAGAUAGAAAAAGAGGUCAAGAAACCUAAAGACGAAAAAGAAGUCAAGACACCAAAAGACGAAAAAGAAGUCAAGAAACCAAAAGAAGACAAAGAAGUCAAGAAACCUAAAGAUGAAAAACAAGUCAAGACACCAAAAGACGAAAAAGAACUGUUGAACCUAAGAAAUGUCCCUGAAGUUCCUAAGGUGGCAGCCAAACCUGAACUGACAAAGAACGUGGCACCUCCAAAGGAGACCAAGAAGGAGUCAAAGCAAAAAGCCAAACCUCAACAUGUAAAAAAAGAACUAGACAGCGCUCCUAGAAAUGCCUCUCUGGUGAAAGAGAGGGUGAAAAUAGUGCCUAUGAAGAAAGUGGUCAAGGCCCCAAAAGUCAAAACAGUCUCUGAAAAGACAACAGCUAAGAAACAGAAGCUCAAACCAGUUCUGACAAAGAGAGAGGCGCACGUACCACCCAGAAACAUCUCUCUUGCAAAGGAGAAGGUGAAAGUGGUGCCGCUGAAGAAAGGAACUGACGCCAAGCCCGUUCUUGCCAAAAAAGUUUUCCUGUUUGCAGAAGUGGAGGCCCCUAAAGAAAUGGAAAAGCCUACAGCUGCAGUAAAGAAAGAAGACAGGAUUCUUAAGGAGAUACAGGAGUCCGUAAAGAAAGAAAAAGCUGUUGAGAAGAAAGCUGCCAAGGAGGAGCAAGUUAAAGCUGAGCCCUCUGUAUCAGACAGCUUCGUUUUGGAUGAUGAGCUGCCCUACUUCCAGUGUUUCUUCGUGGACGAGGACGAGGCCCAGUUUCCGUUCUACGCCUUCUCACCGCUGCAGAUCUGA
This is a messenger RNA of Mugil cephalus (flathead mullet), 4325 nucleotides long. Its product is annotated as neurofilament heavy polypeptide-like. The record is from RefSeq and is a predicted model, not a curated record. The transcript is spliced from 18 exons. Bases 465 to 4325 code for a protein of 1286 amino acids. Lineage: Eukaryota; Metazoa; Chordata; Actinopteri; Mugiliformes; Mugilidae.